GAUGGCGAUACUCGCGAUAGCACUGCGGGCAAAGGAUGAGACAGAGAGAUCGCAUGUAAUUCGGGGGUCAUCUCCUCGCGCAAUCCCUACAUUCCUCCAUCUAGAUUUUCCAACAGGCCGACGCGAGAAGACACGUGCGUGAUCCGGAAAUGUAUCGAUUUCACAUCCGCAUCGCGAUGCUCCUGCGAGGGUAUUUGAUCGUACAUUCCGUCGUCGGUCCCGCGUGGCUGUUGGUUACGUGCGACACGAUCCCGAAAGAGCCGACCGUGCUGAUCGGCGUCCUAGUCAGGAAUAAGGCGCACACGUUGCCGUACUUCCUCAGUCUGCUGGAGCGGCAAGACUACCCGAAGAAGCGAAUAGGUCUUUGGAUACGCAGCGACAACAAUGUUGACAACUCGAUCAAGAUACUGAACAGGUGGAUCGGUUCGAGGAGCAAGAUGUAUCAUUCGCUGAACGUUCGCUUGAACGCGUCGUCGACCGGUUUCGAGGACGAGAGUUCGAUCGCAGAUUGGUCUCCUCGCAGAUUUGCGCACAUAAUAGAUUUGCGCGAGCAGGCGCUCGAUUACGCGAGAGAAAUAUGGGCGGAUUUUAUUUUGAUGCUGGAUGCCGACGUUUUUUUGACCAAUCCGAGUACUAUUCGCGAUUUGACACGUAAAGGGCACACCGUCGUUGCGCCCUUAUUAAAGUCGGACGGCAUGUACAGCAAUUUCUGGGCCGGAAUGACGGCGGAGUAUUACUACUUGCGAACGGAGCUCUACGAGCCGAUCUUAUUUCGCGAGAAAACUGGCUGCCAUAACGUGCCCAUGAUCCACAGCGCGGUUCUCAUAGAUCUGAGAAGAAGCUACUCAGAUCGUCUCACCUAUAAGGCCGAAAAAUUGACCCGUUACGACGGACCGGUGGACGAUAUCAUAACUUUCGCCAUAGGAGCAAAUAAAUCUGAUGUGUCAUUGUUUGUGUGCAACGACGAUAUCUACGGUUUCGUUAUGGUGCCUUUGGAGAAUGAUGAGACUAUCGCGGAGGAUAUGCAACGAUUGACUAAUACCAAGGUGGAAAUGUUGGCAUUCAGCGACCAUUUGCCGUUGUCGGAUGAUUUGAAAGACUUUGUGAUGUAUCCCGAGAAGGACACCCUGGGUCUGGAUCGCAUCUACAUGAUUAAUCUGUUAAGGAGACCGGUGAGACGUAAAAGGAUGCAGAGACUCUUCGACGAACUCGGCAUUCGAGCAGAGACUAUUGACGCUGUGGAUGGAAGGAUUUUAAACGAGAGUACUCUAAAGAAAUGGGGUGUAAUACCGAUGCCAGGAUACUCGGAUCCCUACCACAAAAGACCGAUGACGAUGGGCGAAAUUGGCUGCUUUCUCAGUCAUUACGUCGUAUGGCAAAAGGUGCUGGAGCAUGGCUACAAACGCGUUAUGGUGUUGGAGGAUGACGUUCGCUUCGAGCCAUUUUUUCGACAGAAAGUCGAUUACGUUUUGGCGGAGUUAUCUGAUCUUGGACUCGAGUGGGAUUUAAUAUAUAUGGGAAGGAAAAAAUUGAUGAAAUCAGAGAGUCCAGUGAAAGGAUCUAAGUUCCUGGUUCGAGCGGGAUACAGUUACUGGACUCUUGGUUACAUUUUAUCGGAGAGCGGAGCGAAGAAACUGAUCGGUGCUAUGCCUCUCGGGAAAUUAAUUCCCGUUGACGAAUUCCUCCCCAUUCUUUCGGACACGCAUCCUGAGGAACAGUGGGCGGCUGAAUUUCCUACUCGGGAUUUAAUUAUCUUGUCAACGAAUCCACUUUUAAUUUAUCCGACGCAUUAUACCGGCGAGGACGGGCACAUCAGCGACACGGAAGACUCGAAACUCUUUAUUACGCAGAGCAGCAUUUAUUUGAAGUUUACAACUUCAAAUUUACUGGAUCUUUUAAAGUCGAAAAUUUUUGAUAAAUUAUUCAAAUAUUUUGUCUAUCAUAUUUCGAUUACUAAUAUAUAGAGAUGUUAUCUCCAUUGAAGAAACAGUGGAAAAUAACGAUAUUAAGCUAUGCAGUAAAAAUAGAUAACUUUAUCGAAGCGUUCUUUAUCGCGGUCGUGUUUAACUGUCUCUCAUUGUCAGCUCAUUGACUCUCGUAAAUUACACUCUCAU
Messenger RNA from Wasmannia auropunctata (little fire ant), 2114 nucleotides. RefSeq names its product glycosyltransferase 25 family member. Lineage: Eukaryota; Metazoa; Arthropoda; Insecta; Hymenoptera; Formicidae. Bases 150 to 1964 code for a protein of 604 amino acids. The record is from RefSeq and is a predicted model, not a curated record. Gene Ontology annotation, molecular function: procollagen galactosyltransferase activity. The transcript has 11 exons.